AUGGCGGGAGAAGAGGAGGAGAAGAACAACCACGCGGCGGAAGUCGCGUACGCGCGAUUGGUUUCCCAUUUUUCUCAUCAUCAUCGAACGACCAAUGAUAACACGAGAGAGGACGACCAAGUCGUCGCGCGAAUGCACUCGUUAUCGCAAGUGCUGGAGGAAUUCACGGGUCCUGUCGAGAGGAGAACGGUCGGUGUGCGUUCGGUCGUGUGCAUCGCGAAGAAGUUAAUCGAGAGAGGAGGAGACGAGGAGAACAACGUCGAGAAGAGGCACUUUGGGUACUCGAUUUUACAACGACUUUUAAUAUCAUCGGCAAAAACGAGCAGCGAAGAGGAGGAGAUUUUUAUGAAGAACGAGUUCACGAAUAUAAUUUCAAACGAGUUACGUUUGACGUCGCGAGAUGGCGCAAAAGUGCCGUACCCGUUGAAGUCGAAAGUCGCGCAGAUUACGGCAGAGUUUAUUAAACGAGAAGGUUCGACGGCGUGGAUCGCGUUUAGCGAAACCAUCGCGAGGAUGUUGCGAUCGGCGGAUGCGUACGAGUGCGAGUUAGGGGCGAUUAUCGCGAGAUACGUGGCAGAAGACGUGGCGUUGCACUCGGACGAGGUGUUUGCGGAUAAGGUGAGAGAUUUGUUGGGUGGAAUAACGCAAACGAUUGGAGAGGUGACGGGCGCGAUGCGAGAGGCGUGGGAGAGGCAUUUUAGUAACAAUAAUGUCGGUGCGCCGGAGAUGCAGAAAGCGUCCGAAAAUUGCGCCUUGGCUGUUUUAGAGGCUAUCAGCGUGUACGCGGAGUGGGCGCCGUUAGUGCCGCUGGUCCGGAGUGGACUUGUGGAUAUAUGCUGCGUGGCUUUGUUGGUGCGCCUUUUGAUUUCUCUUUUGAUUUCUCGCUUUUCGCUUCUCGCGCUUUUGCCGAUGAUGAUGCACAAUUUUUGGAUCAACCAUCUGAACAUCCACCGUGAGGAUAAACUUUACAAAAACAUAUUAUAUGUCUGA
Molecule: messenger RNA, 990 nt
Organism: Bathycoccus prasinos
Lineage: Eukaryota; Viridiplantae; Chlorophyta; Mamiellophyceae; Mamiellales; Bathycoccaceae
Exons: 1
Coding region: 1-990 (329 amino acids)
Biological process (GO): RNA export from nucleus; protein export from nucleus
Cellular component (GO): cytoplasm; nucleus; RNA nuclear export complex
Molecular function (GO): RNA binding; nuclear export signal receptor activity
Source: RefSeq, a predicted model, not a curated record